AUGUUAACCUCAAUUGCCACUUCACAGCUCGGCAUCCCCACUGCCAACAUCCCUGUCGACGAUCUCUCCGAGAAAUACCCCGACCUGAUGACGGGCGUUUACUACGGUGUCGUGGCUCUGGACCCGACGAAGUUCAAAUAUGAAGGCCAAGAAACAGAGAAACCCACUAUUCUCCCGGCUGUGCUGAGUAUUGGAUAUAAUCCAUUCUAUAAAAAUACCGUUCGCUCCGUUGUACGUCCCACCACCCUCUGCCAAACCAAGUUCCAGCGCCUGCCGGACUUCUACGGCACGCCGCUGCAUCUAUUGAUCCUGGGGUAUAUCCGACCCGAGUACGACUAUGUGUCGCUGGAGGCACUGGUGGAGGAUAUUCGGGUGGACUGCGAGGUUGCGCGGCAGAGUCUGAUGCGCGAGGCGUAUCGGUGUUAUCUUGGGGAGGAGGGGACGGUGGCUGCGAAGGUUGGGGAGGAGACGAAGUGGCUAGUAGGAUUUUAG
Molecule: messenger RNA, 492 nt
Organism: Penicillium lagena
Lineage: Eukaryota; Fungi; Ascomycota; Eurotiomycetes; Eurotiales; Aspergillaceae
Gene: fmn1
Product: riboflavin kinase
Exons: 2
Coding region: 1-492 (163 amino acids)
Biological process (GO): riboflavin biosynthetic process; FMN biosynthetic process
Cellular component (GO): mitochondrion
Molecular function (GO): riboflavin kinase activity
Source: RefSeq, a predicted model, not a curated record